AUGAGGAUCGGCACAGAAGCGAUCGGAAUUUCCCGAUAUGUCUCGACUACACACGCAAAUACUUGGUUGUUUAUAUCCACCUCUUGCGAUGCGACACAAGUGAUUGUGAUUGAAAUAUUCUGCCCCGGUGGAAGGUUUCCUGAGUCGGAACUAAGCUCAAAGGGACAUUGAAAAUUUUGCAGUUGAGUGUGGACAAAUUUAUAGCGCAAUUUAAAUGGGCCUCCAUUUCUAAGUUCUAUCGAUUUCUUCACCUUGUCGCCAAAUUUCAAGAGACCAAAAUCGAUUCCAUCUUCAUUCAGCCGACCUAUUUCAAAAUUGGGAUUCACCGCUUCCGCCUGGACACUGAUAUACGGUUUUAUUACUAUUGAAUCACACAAUUCUCUGAUAUCUGUUACAGUAAAUCGGAAAGCCUCCUUUAUCGAUACCGCUUCUGGAAUCGAAGGUGAGGUAUAUUCUACAGUGACACUUGCUUUUUCAUUAAGAAAUUUGAGUGUUCCAGAAGAAGGAUAGACUUCUAAUUCCGCGUUUUUUGCAGCCCCAAUCUUUUCAAUUUUCCAUGAAAUUGGUAUUGCUGUGGGAUUAGAAAUUUGCACGGUCUGCCUUUUGGUAUAAUUAAGGGGCAACCUUCCAAAGUCAACAGCCCUUGUUUGGAACGAGAGAUCAGGCAAAACUCCCUCCGCAGAAAAGUGGAAAAGGAUUGGUUCUGGGUUGUUCUCGAUCCUACCAAUAAGCGUACUUGUUACAGGUGAUACGGAAUUUGGAAGCGCGAAAACUGAUAUUGAUUUGGUUUCAUUUUUAAGAAUGCUUAAUUCUGAUGGAGCUACCGCAAAAUUGCCACCUUCAUUUUCCCCAAAGUCAAAAGCAACUUCAACAUCAUGAAGACCCUCAUUUUUAAAUUGUAAUUGCGCGAUGUUCUCUUUGUAUUCACCUAUCAGAAUUUUUUCACGAGAUUUUGAAGCCAGCAGAGUUCCGAAUUCAAAGCGGUUGCGCUCCAAGAUGUACGACUUCCUUAGAAAUUUAUCGGAUGGGCAUCUGGCUUCAACGCUUGAAAAUACACAAUUCGGAUCCACAAUAAGUCUUGGUGCUUGA
Rodentolepis nana is the source of this 1089-nucleotide messenger RNA. The record is from the annotation of a GenBank genome assembly. NCBI's taxonomy places the organism in Eukaryota, Metazoa, Platyhelminthes, Cestoda, Cyclophyllidea, Hymenolepididae.